Molecule: messenger RNA, 1960 nt
Organism: Anastrepha obliqua
Lineage: Eukaryota; Metazoa; Arthropoda; Insecta; Diptera; Tephritidae
Exons: 4
Coding region: 197-1960 (587 amino acids)
Source: RefSeq, a predicted model, not a curated record
AAUGUGUAUGAAAAGCUUUGAAAUUCCACGCGCGCUCUGAGAAUCGAAUGCCAACUGCGAAUCAAGCGACAACAAUGUUGCUAGCGCAAAAACAACAAAACCAACUACCACAGCUACAACAACAACUACAAGAACAAAAACAACAACAUAAACAUAAACAGCAGCCGCAACAACGACCCACAACACUUCCACAUCGAUGCAGCAGCAACAGCAACAACAACAACAGCUGCUGCAACAACAACACCAACACCAGCAGCAGCUGCAAUUGCAGGCGACGCAAAAGCAAUCCCAGGCGCAGCAGUUAACCAACAACAUAAUAUUGCUGCGCGGCGCACGCAACGAAAACGGGCAGAUUGUCAUCCAGAACAAGCAUGGCAUAAUAAGCAUCUUUAAUGAACAACAACAACAACAACAACAACAACAACAACAGCAGCAACAGAAAAUCGAUAAGACAAGCGUUGCUGCGACACUGACACAGUUGCCCACAGCCACAACUGUUGCACGCAAAUCAAUACAAACUACAACAACUACACCAACAAAAACACUACUCGGCAACACCAAAAAUGUUGCAUAUGUUGCUAAAGAGACAGCGGCGACAACAACCCAAAGUGUUGUUGGUGCUGGCGCUACAACCGUUGUUGGUGGUGGCGUCAGCAGCAGUGGCGGCACGGGCAAUGGCGCUGGUGCUGGCAAUACAACCAACACAAUUCUGCUGCAAACUCCCAUCAAUGCAAGCCAACUGGAAUCGGUGCUGUUGCACACGGCCAAUAUGAAGAAAUCGUCAACCACUGCAACUGCCGCAGAUCGUCAAUAUCUCUUCAAAACGGCCUCGCGCAGUCUCAGCACCGAUAGCAAUCGCUUAGGACGCGCCUCCGAAAGUGGCAGCUUGGGCAGCGGCAGUUUGAGCAGCGCCAGCAGCAGCAGCAAUAGCAUCGCCAGCAAAGCGCCAUUUGUGCUGCAAACACUUAAACGAUUGGAGAAGUCCCAAUCCAUACUAGUCAUACGCAAUCCAUCUGCCUCAUCGGUGGCUGCACUCACAGCUUCCUCUUCCGCCUCCUCACUUUCCACCGUAUCCACGGCAAAUAACAACAUAGCGCACGUUGCCACAUCGACAAGCGUCGAUCGUGCAGCCACUGCUGGUUCAGCGCAAGCACUGUUUCCAGCCUCUUCGGCUUCCGCAACCAUUGCGGGCUCAACGCUUUCGUUGUCCUCCGCCCAUGUGGCCGCACCAACGCAGACGAUUAGUGUUAGCACCAAUACACAGACAGGCGCCGUGAGCUUCACACGUGUCACGAAAAGUCAACAAACUACAGGCACGGCUGUGGUGUCAUCUACAGCUACAACAACAACAAAGCUUGGCAAUAUCACUGUGAAUCGCGCUGGUGGCGUCCCAUCAGUUGCAAUGACAACGAAGACGACGCUGCCAGCUGCUGCUGCCGCCGCCACAAAUACCACAACUUACUUGCGUUUGGCUAAUGCAACAACAGUGUUUGCCAACAAUAACGGUACCAAUCAUAAUAGUGCGUCCGUCAAUGGUGUGGGUGUGGGCAAAGUGGUGGUUGUCAGUGGCAGUAAAAGCCACAAUGCGAUUGCGGCAAGUAACAACAAAAACGUUGGCACGAGCGGCAUGAGAAUUGUUGACACACAGGCACAACAACAACAACAACACCAGCAAACUCAACUAUGUCUGUCCGAUGUGCAGUUGAAAUUGGAUACUCGCGCUGGCGGUGCUGGCGGUAGUGUCGUCAUUUCAACGCCACAGCAGCAGCAGCAGCAACAACAACAAACACAACAACCGCAAACUGUGACGACUGUUGUACAUCAACAACAGCUGCAAGUACAACAGCAGCAACAAACACCACAGCAGCAGCACCAGCAAAAAAAUUCAGUGUCAAAUGCGCCUCGCGGGAGCGCAUUUGUUUUGCUAACAAUUUGGGCGGUUUACGGUGUUGGUCAAUAA